Molecule: messenger RNA, 1155 nt
Organism: Priceomyces carsonii
Lineage: Eukaryota; Fungi; Ascomycota; Pichiomycetes; Serinales; Debaryomycetaceae
Exons: 1
Coding region: 1-1155 (384 amino acids)
Biological process (GO): mitochondrial citrate transmembrane transport
Cellular component (GO): mitochondrion
Molecular function (GO): citrate secondary active transmembrane transporter activity
Source: RefSeq, a predicted model, not a curated record
AUGUCACAGCUGCAAGCUGGAGAGAGCUUAUUAACAGCUUUGAUAUCUGGGUCAACUGCGGCAGCAGUGACAUCUACAUUUACCUAUCCAUUUGAUUGUAUAAAGACUCAGCAGCAGUUGAAUAAUCCACUGAAAAUGACCAGGUAUAAUAUUCCGGGAAACUUUCCUAGUAGUCUAAGUCAAAUUAUGAAAGGAAGCAGUGCAUUGGUGACAGGAAAUGUUUUGAAAAGUUGUGCUAGGUUAAUUCUGUAUAACUGGCUGUCAAAAUUCAUGUCCAUAGAAACCCAUGUAAAGGAUGGAAAACUUGUUCAAAAAACGACAGCACCUAGGAUCGUCAUUGCUGGUGCAAUGAGUGGACUUAUAGAAAGUCUUUGGAUAAUUCCUUUCGAAAAUAUAAAAAUUGCUAUGAUUCAAAAUAUGACUCUACAUAAUGAACUUAUUAGAACUAAGGAGAAGGAUGCUAUAUAUGACAUCACCGGCACAAGUGUUGCAAAUAAACACCAUAAGACUUCCCAAAAUAUUUUCAAAAAGCAAUACGUAUCACCUCAUGCGUAUUGGACUUCUGAAGUUGUUGCACAGUAUUAUGGUCGACAACCUUCAAGGUUUCAUUCUUCAAAGCAACCUAAGAAAGAUUCUUUGAAAAGUAAGUACAACAAAAGCCCUUCGUUGUCAUUGGUCGGAACAUGUCGUGAAAUAUAUUCAUUGAAAGGACCCCAGGGCUUUUUUGCUGGUAGUUUUGUAACAAUAUUUCGCCAAAUGGCGAUAUCCUCUGUUUGGCUAUCGAGUUAUAAUGCUACUAGUCAAUUAAUCGAUCCAGUAGGUGGUAGCAAAGAAGUGAACUGGUUCGGGGGUAAACAUACCGCGAUCCAGCUGAUUGGCUUACAUUUGGUAUCAUCAUUUGCGGUUAUUGCUGCUACUCAACCAAUUGAUGUUGUUAAGACACAUAUACAACUGAAGAACGGAAAAGUCAUUUAUAAAGACUCGUUAAGUACAGCUUAUAAGUUGUUUAUGAAUCAAGGCUUUAAAUCCUUAUUUCGAGGUGCAUUUCCAAGGUAUUUGAAGGUUGCAGUAAGUGGUGGAUUGACGGCAUCCGUGUACAGCUAUGUCGAAAAUAUCGUUAACGUAACUGGAGGCGAGACUUUGAUCACUGAAUAG